AUGGAAAACUGGGUUUCUGAACACUGGGCUGGGGCACAGGCGCUGUGGAUUGCCCAGGAAAUGGGUGCUUGGAGCAUGGUGAGUGCUCAAUAUUUGUUCCUUUCCCAGAACAUUCCAGGGUUUGUGAAAGAAGUUGUCAUUCAGGAAGCUAAACUGAUGCUGAAUUUUUCCAGAGGAACUCAGUCGGGACAGUCUUUCUUGCUGGUUCCUGGCGCUCCUUUCUGCUUGCUUCACACACUUUUUGAGAACUCCCUCUGCGCGCUGAGCUUCUGCGAGCAGAGCGCAGCCCUCCCACAGCCCAGCGGGGGUUCCGUUUCCCCUGGUACUCCCAGAUCCAGGAGCUUAAGGACCUCUCGGUCCUCCAAAGGCGUCAAGCUGGACGCCCCGACCACAGAAACGCCCCAAGGGGCUUACCUGAGCUCGGGCACCAUGGGCUAUGGGGAUGAGCUGACCCCCGAGGCUCUUAGUGUGCCUAGUGGUUUUGAUGACCUGAUCACCUCCACCACCUCCCAGGUGCUGCAGGCCUUGUCCAACGUCGCAUCUGUGGUUGGUAUUGGCCAAGGUGGUCGCAAAGGCCCGCACGCGAUGGAUAAAUUGUCAGACAACACGGGAGACCUGGCUGACCUGUCAGGUCCCGUAUCUUCGGAGAUGAUAUCCCAGGAUGAGCAGGUGCAGUUUUGGCUAGUGAUAGGGUAUACCAUAGUGGUCUUUGCUGCCAUCAUAGGCAAUUGGGUCUUAAAUCAUGUCAUUAUGAAAUACAAGAGGGUGCACACCGCUACCGGCCUCUUCGUUGUCAAUAUCUCUGUGACCAACAUGAUGCUGGCGCUUCUCAGCUCCCCUUUCACCAUGGUGCGCUAUCUAGGCAAUUCCUUGGUGUUUGGAAAGAUGACAUGUCACCUCAGCCGCUUUGCACAGUACUCUUGUGCCUAUGUAACCGUGAUGUCCAUGGCUGCUAUUUCUCUGGACCGACACCGGGUGAUGUUAUACCCCCUGAAGGCACGAAUUACUCCGAUGCAAGGCAAUGUUUGCAUUAUUAUCAUCUGGAUUGUGAGCACCUGCGCUGCUUUGCCACAUGCCAUUUACCAGAAGCUUCAGCAUGUUGAAAUUGGAAACGUAACUGAAGAAACGGUCUGCCUCCCCAGUUUCCCAUAUACUUCAAAAUCCACUUGGAAAUACCUUGACCUGGGCACCUUUUUGCUCUUCUUCAUGCUACCUUUGACGGUGCUGGUGGUUGUAUAUGGUCAUGUGGCUAAGAAGCUGUGGAUCCACAAUGCUGUCGAUGACAUCAAUAUCCACACCUACAUCUGCCAGCGUGGGAAGAAGAAGCAGACCCUUAAGAUGCUGAUGAUAGUGGUGCUUGUUUAUGCAAUCAGCUGGCUCCCCCUUAACAUCUACUUGGUGCUGCUGUCCAGUGAAACCAUCUCAAGCCACAAUAGUCUCUACUUUUUCCUCCACUGGCUGGCAAUUAGCAGCUCCUGCUACAAUCCCUACAUCUAUUGCUGGCUCAGUGAUAGCUUCCGCAUUGAGGUUCAGAAGGUCAUCACGGAGAUGCAGAAGACCGCACUGGAUGCAAUCCGCCGCCUGAGGGGAGAGCACCGCAGGCUGAGCUCUGUCUCACCCACUCACCGCCCUGCCUGGGUGGACCCAAAUCCCGGAGUUCCGAAAUUCCCGACGUUCAAAGAUUUUGAUGAGCUACCCAGUCCCCCUCCCUCCCCCGGGGUGGAAAUCUCCUUUCUCUAUCCACGAGUGCCUAGAGUUUAA
This is a messenger RNA of Ochotona curzoniae (black-lipped pika), 1761 nucleotides long. RefSeq names its product probable G-protein coupled receptor 83. The transcript is spliced from 6 exons. Gene Ontology annotation, cellular component: membrane. Gene Ontology annotation, molecular function: neuropeptide receptor activity. The coding region runs from base 1 to 1761 and encodes 586 amino acids. Lineage: Eukaryota; Metazoa; Chordata; Mammalia; Lagomorpha; Ochotonidae. Gene Ontology annotation, biological process: neuropeptide signaling pathway. The record is from RefSeq and is a predicted model, not a curated record.